Messenger RNA from Rodentolepis nana, 6147 nucleotides. The record is from the annotation of a GenBank genome assembly. NCBI's taxonomy places the organism in Eukaryota, Metazoa, Platyhelminthes, Cestoda, Cyclophyllidea, Hymenolepididae.
AUGUCGUCAAAAGAUCCUACUAUUGAUCCAGCAAGUUUAGAGCAUCUUCGUGUCGCUAAGGGACCUACGGAUGAUUCCGCUGCACAAUCUGACUGGGCUUCAAAAAAGCUCGUUUGGGUUCCUCAAGAGAAUGUCGGAUUUGCUGCGGCAUCAAUUAUCAGUGAAGAUAAAGAUGAUUGCGUUGUUCAGUUGCAAGAGUCUGGAAAAAAGCUUACUGUUCCCAAAGAUGUUAUUCAAAAAAUGAAUCCACCUAAGUUUGAGAAAGUAGAAGAUAUGGCUAACCUAACUUAUCUUAACGAAGCAUCCGUCCUUUAUAAUCUGAAAUCAAGAUAUUACUCUGGAUUAAUUUAUACAUAUUCUGGCCUUUUUUGUGUGGUUAUAAAUCCCUAUAAACGUCUCCCCAUUUAUCGCGAGGAAAUUGUUGAAUGGUAUAAAGGCAAGAAGCGUCAUGAGAGACCGCCACAUAUUUUCGCUAUCGCCGAUACCGCCUAUCGAAAUAUGUUGCAGGACCGUGAAGAUCAAUCUAUCCUUUGCACCGGUGAAUCUGGCGCCGGGAAAACCGAAAAUACGAAAAAAGUUAUUCAGUACUUAGCAUCAGUAGCUACUUCAACUAAAAAUCAAAAGACAACUCCGGGCAAUGCUCUUUCAAAAUUACAUGGUGAACUUGAAGCUCAGUUACUCAAGGCAAACCCUAUUCUUGAAGCUUUUGGUAACGCUAAAACCAUCAAGAAUGACAACUCAUCACGUUUCGGGAAAUUCAUCCGCAUUAACUUUGACACCUCCGGUUUUAUCGCUGGUGCGAAUAUUGAAACUUAUCUUCUAGAAAAGGCUCGAGUUAUUCGACAAGCACCCGAGGAACGCAGUUUCCACAUAUUCUACCAACUUCUUGCCUCUGCUUCACCAGAGUUGAAAGAAAAACUCCUUCUGAAUCAUGCUGCCUCUGCAAAGCACAAUUACCUCUCCCAUGGAAUGAUUGAGGUUCCGGGCCAGGAUGAAAAACAAGCCUUCCAGGAGACCACUGAAGCCAUGUCCAUCAUGGGAAUUACUGAGGAGGAGCAACAAGCCAUUUUCAAGAUUCUUUCAGCCGUUUUGCACUUGGGCAAUUUGGAAUUUAAACAAGAACGCAAUUCCGACCAAGCAACCCUACCCAAUCAAGCUGAUGCCGAGAAGGUGGCACAUUUGUUGGGUGUUCCACUGCAAGAGCUGACUAAGGCGUUUCUUAAACCCAAGCUCAAGAUUGGUCGUGAGACUGUAUCAAAGGCCCAGACUAAAGAGCAAGUCGAAUUUGCCGUUGAAGCCAUCUCUAAGGCGAUCUACGAACGACUAUUCCGAUGGCUUGUUGCCCGCAUCAAUAAGUCUCUCGAUCGGGCCAAGCGUCAGGGUGUUUCCUUUGUUGGUAUUCUGGAUAUUGCUGGCUUCGAAAUUUUCCAGACUACUGAUAAGUCGGCUAUCCGAGUCAACUCCUUUGAACAGCUCUGUAUCAACUACACGAAUGAGAAGCUACAACAACUCUUCAAUCACACCAUGUUUGUGUUGGAACAGGAGGAGUACAGUCGUGAGGGCAUUCCGUGGGACUUUAUCGAUUUCGGUCUUGAUCUUCAACCUACUAUCGAUUUGAUUGAGAAGCCUGUUGGUAUCUUAGCUCUCUUGGAUGAGGAAUGCUUCUUCCCCAAAGCCACGGAUAAGUCAUUUGUGGAGAAAUUGUUCAAACAGCAAGAGAGCAAUCCGAAAUUGUUCAAACCGGAAUUUCGUUCCACCUCGGACUUUGGAGUUUGCCACUAUGCUGGCCGUGUUGACUAUCAGGCAGCCCAAUGGCUUACAAAGAACAUGGAUCCUCUUAAUGACAACGUUGUCUCCCUUCUGCAAACAUCGAAUGAACCCCUUGUUCAGGCCAUUUGGAAGGAUGCAGAGAUUGUCAGUAUGUCGGCCACCGCUGGGAAUGAAACCAACUUCGGUCCAGCUCGCACCGUUCGCAAAGGCAUGCUUCGAACCGUGAGCCAACUCUACAAGGAAUCCCUCAUUCGCCUCAUGUCCGUUCUCCAGAACACUAACCCCAACUUUGUCCGUUGUAUCAUUCCAAAUCACGAAAAGAAGGCCGGAAGAAUCGACGUGCCUCUGGUUCUCGAUCAGCUCAAAUGCAAUGGUGUUCUUGAGGGUAUACGUAUCUGUCGUCAGGGAUUUCCAUCUCGUGUACCAUUCCAGGAAUUCCGUCAAAGAUACGAAAUCCUAACUCCGGAUCUUAUCUCAAAGGGAUAUAUGGACGGAAGGAAAGCUGCUGAAUUGAUGGUUCAGCGUUUGGAGCUGAGUCCAGAACUGUACCGAAUUGGACAGAGCAAGAUAUUUUUCAAAGCUGGUGUUCUUGCUCAGCUUGAAGAAGACAGAGAUCUCCGAUUGACAGCUAUAAUGAUAAAUUUCCAGGCUCAUUGUAGAUGUUAUCUCGCAAAAAAAGCUGUGCAGCAGCGAAUUCAGGAUAUCCAAGCCAUCCGUAUCAUUCAACGAAACUGUGUUGCCUACCUGAAACUUCGUAAUUGGUCAUGGUGGCGUUUGUUCACCAAGGUUCGACCCUUGCUUAGUGUUACCAGACAGGAGGAAAUUGUCGCCGCAAAGGAGGCUGAAUUACGAACACUCGUACUUGGAAUUCCUACCUCCUCUAUGUGUGUACUUGCUAAAGAGGCCCCUUGUUUAUUUGAAUUGAAUUCCAUUUUCUUUUCGCAGGUUCAAGAUGCCCUGACAAAGACUACAAUAGCCCUCACCGAGAGUAAAACAGCUUACGAAGAGGCUCAGAGUAAAUUAGUGUCUCUUGAAUCAGAAUUGCAGAUUGAGCAUGAAUCCUUCGCUGCUCUGGAUGAUCGAGAGAGAAAGCUCCGAGCGGAUUAUCAGGCUGCACUGGAAGUGGUUACCGAACUAGAAAGUCGUGAAAAUGAACUCAAGGCUCAGAUCUCUGAACUGGAAACACAGAAGAAGACUCUUGCUGAUCAAGUUGGGGACAUUUCUGAUCAGUUAGAAGCUGAAGAGCAACAUAGACAAAAGCUGCAACUUGAGAAAGGUUCUCUGGAACAGUCGAUGAAGUCUCUAACGGAAGAACAUGCUGCACUCGAUGAUAAGUACAGUAAAUUGGAGAAGGAGAAAAAGUCCAUUGAGUCCCGCCUCGCUGACGUCUCAGCUCACUUGACGAAUGAAGAGGAACGCUCUAAGCAACUCCUGAAGCUCAAAUCCAAGUUUGAGAGUACUAUCACAGAGUUGGAAGAGAAGUUGUCGAAAGAACAAUCAUCUAGGCAGGAUUUGGAACGUGCGAAGAGACGUCUUGAAGCAGAGGUAUCUGAAAAAGCUGAACAAGGAGCUGAUAGCAACCGCCUAAUUGAUGAACUCAAGCAACAGAUCACUAAUCUUGAGGGUGAACUCUCCAAGACUCAACAAAAGUUAGAUGAGGAGGUUAUGGCAAAGACUGUCACUAUGAAACAGCUCCGAGAGGCUGAGUCAAGUGUUCAAGAAUUGAGGGACGACCUUGAAGCAGAGAAAGCAGCACGCGACAGAGCUGAAAAUCUUAAACGCGACCUCAAAGAAGAACUCGAAGCACUUCGCUUAGAGCUUAUCGAUUCUGGAACGAAUUCCGAGGCCCAGGCUGAAGCGUUACGCAAACAUGAAGCUGAGUUGUCAAAUGCUCGCAAACAGCUUGAAACUGAUGCUGCUGCACAUGAAGCGGCUAUGGCUGAACUUCGAAAGAAGCACAGCGCCAAUGUGGAACAGUUAACGGAUCAGUUAGAGGCGAUAAAACGUUUGAAGGUUGCUAUGGAAUCUUCGAAGGCUCAACUUGAGGCUGGUAACUCUGACCUCACAAACCAGCUCAAUGCAGCUCUGGUUGCCAAGGCUGAAAUGGAGAAAAAGCGUCGUGCUACAGAACAGAAAUUAAACGACAAGUUCAUGAAAUUGGAGGAAUCAGAACGCAUUAGAGCAGAGCUUGAGGAAAGAUUGCAUAAAUUGACCGCUGAAUUAGAAGGUGCUAACAAGGCUUUGGAGACUUCUGAAGCAGAGUUAUCCAAACUCGCCCGUUCCGAUGCUAAUAGUGCCACAAUUAUCGCGGAACUCAAGCAGAAUUUGGAGGAUGAGACUCGUGCGAAAUUGGCACUUCAGACUCGUCUUAGACAAGCUGAGUCGGAGAGAGAAGUUGCAAAAGACGCGCUAGACGAAGAGGAACAAAAUAAGCAGGCUCUGGAGAAGCAUGUUUUCCUUCUCCAGCAACAAAUGGAUGAAGUUAAAUCUAAGGUUGUUGAAGACGCUAAACAGCUUGAAACUUUAGAGGAUACUCGCAAGAAACUUCAGCGUGAAAAGGAUGAGUUAGCCAACAGAAAUGAGGAACUAACUGCGCAAGUAGAAAAAUUGGAGAAAUCACGAAGAAAAUUGCAAGGAGAGUUGGAGGACGCAAAUCACGCUCUCGCCGGUCAGAGAUCCGACCAAGUCAACAGCGAGCGCCGUCUGAAGAAACUCGAAACUGCACUAGCCGAUGCUCAGGCUAAUGCCAAGCGCCUUCAAGAAGAGAAAGACCAGACGGACAGAGAUAUGCGUGAACGCGAGACUCAGUUACUCAACCGUGAUCGUGAACUCGAGGACCUUCAAGAACGCCUAGAGGAGUCAGAACGCCAGAGGACGAACUUGAGUCGUGAAUUGGAGGAACUUGUCUCUCACACGGAUGAUGCGGGAAAGAGUAAGAUUGAGCUGGAACAGGCCAACUUCCAGUUAGAAAAUCAACUGAAGGAGUUGAAACAACAGUUUGAGGAGUUGGAGGAUGAUCAGGCUCAUCUUGCAAUGGAGAAACAGCGCGCUGACCUUCAAAUCAACGCUCUGAAGGCUCAACUGGAACGCGAGCUGGCCAACCGCAGUGAAGGUUUUGAGGAGCAACGCCGUCAACUGAUGAAACAGUUGCGUGAAACCAAGGAGGAACUUGAAGACGAAAAGAAACAACGCGUCACCGCUCUCCUCUUACGCAAGAAGUUUGAAUCCGAUUUAACAGAAGCCAAUCAAAGGGCUGAUGCAGCUGAAAGACAACGCGAUGAAGCUGCCAAACAGCUUAAACGUCUUCAAACUGUUGGCCUGGAGAUGAAACGCGAUUUGGAUGCUUCACUCAAAUUGCGAGAUGAAGCUCUCUCUGCCAUGCGAGAGAUAGAAAAGAGGAUACGUACUGCGGAAGCGGAGAGAGCUCAAGCUAUGGAAGAUCUGGCAACGUCGGAACGACUCUGUCGGUCGGCCAAGUCAGAGAGAGAUGAAGCACUCGAGGAAGCCAAUGCUGCUCUAAAUGCCAAGAAUACUCUUCUCGAAGAUAAGAAACGCCUUGAGGCCUCUAUUAUGCAUCGUGAUGAGGAAUUAGAGGAAGCGCAGACAGCUCGUGAGGAAGCUGAAGACCGCUACAAGCGCACUCUGGGUCUGUUGGAGCAAGCACAAGUAGACCUGGGUCUCGAGCGCACCAAUGCUCAACGCAUUGAGGCACAACGAGCUGCCAUGGAGAAGCAGAUCAAGGAGAUGCGUGAAAAGCUUGCCGAUCAGGAAAGAGACAGCGGCAAACGCCUCAAACUUCAAGUCACUGCGCUGGAGGAGAGACUUGCUGCUAUGGAUGAACAGUUGGAGAAUGAAAACAAGGAGAGACAAAGUGCCAACCGCACUGCCAGGCGAUUGGACAAGAGGCUGAAGGAAGUUUCACUCCAACUGGAGGAAGAAAAGGCCUAUGUGGCCCAAUUGAAGGAUCAGUUGGACAAGACACAGACCGCUUGCAAACGGAACAAGCAGAACUUGGAGGCCAUGGAGGACGAGGCAAGCAACCUGAGGACACAGAAGCGUCGUAUACAACGUGACCUUGAGGAAACCACUGAACAGAAGGAGGCAUUUGAACGCGAACUCCAAAUGCUUCGAUCCAAGCUCAAUCGGUUAACAUCUCGAACGAUGGACUCCCUCAAUGGAGACUCGGCGGAUUCGGACUCAUUUGUUGAUAUAUUUGGAGUUCGUGGCACUCGGAUGGGUUCCACCGGAGUACCUCGUCCUUCAGCUCGAGCGGGUGGAGAAGGUACCCCUGAAGAUGCCCAAUCCGGUGCUGAUGUCGAUUUAUCGGCUUCUAAUGAGGGUACCCUCAAUGAGACGGCUAGUAAUAUUAAUUCCUAA